AUGUUCAUGCCAGGGGGUAAAUAUAAGAACAAGGACCUUGCGGACUUGAUAAUGGCCAUGCGCGAAGACUAUGGCAGCAUUCAUGUUGUGCCAGGCAUCAUGGGAGGACCUCCCAUGUUGAGUACACGCAAUCCCAAGGACUUCGAGGUAGUAUUCCGGCACGAGGGCACGUGGCCCAAUCGGCCUGGCGCCGACGCUCUUUUGUACCAUCGGCAGAUGCACAGAAAGGAUUUCUUUCAGGGCGUCGAGGGCGUCGCACCCACCCAAGGAAAGGCGUCAAUCAGGAAUUUGUGCAGCUGGACCCUGGAGUCAGCUUCCGUCGUGGCAUUGGACAGGCAGUUGGGACUGCUGAAGGAGUCGAACAAAAGGAUCGAAGCCACAAAGCUUUUCCACCUCUUGGAAGAUUUCUUUAAAGUAUCUGCUGAUCUGGAGCUGAAGCCCUCCGCCUGGCGCAUGUUCAAAACGCCCAAACUGAUGAAAAUGAUGAACAUUCUCGACACCAUUCUGUACAUUAUAUCGGCAUAUAUUGAUGAGGCGGUAGAGCGAUUGGAGAAGGAAGCCAAAGAGGGUGUUGUCCGUCCUGUGGACGAGCAGAGUGUACUGGAAAAGAUGCUCAAGGUCGACAAGAAGGUGGCCACAAUCAUGGCCAUGGACAUGCUAAUGGCCGGAGUUGAUACCACCUCUAGCACAUUUACAGGGGUCAUGCUCUGCCCUGCCAAGAAUCCAGAAAAGCAGGCCAUACUCCGAGAGGAGGUGAUGAAGAUACUACAAGGACUCGGAUUUCACGGAGGAAUCCAUGAAGAACUUCUCAAUCGGGACAGCGUUUUGAGCGGAUACCAAGUGCCAGCUGGUACCAGUGUGUCGAUGGUUCCCCUGAGCUUGCUAUCAAGCGAGGAGCACUUCCCCAAGGCUGCUGAGUUCCUGCCAGAACGUUGGAUUCGUAACGCCACAGACUCCACCGGGCAAUGCCCAGCGAAUGACUUGAAGCUGAAGAAUCCGUUUGUGUUCUUGCCCUUCGGAUUUGGACCCCGGAUGUGCGUUGGAAAGCGCAUCGUGGACAUGGAGUUGGAGCUGGGCAUCGCCCGGCUCCUUCGGAACUUCAACAUCGAGUUCAAUCACUCCACGGAAAAAGCUUUCCGCAGUGAACUGAUCAGCUUUCCCAACAUACCGCUCAAGUUCAAGUUCACGGAUUUGGCCAACUGA
Drosophila miranda is the source of this 1203-nucleotide messenger RNA. RefSeq names its product probable cytochrome P450 12a4, mitochondrial. Gene Ontology annotation, molecular function: monooxygenase activity; oxidoreductase activity, acting on paired donors, with incorporation or reduction of molecular oxygen; iron ion binding. Bases 1 to 1203 code for a protein of 400 amino acids. Lineage: Eukaryota; Metazoa; Arthropoda; Insecta; Diptera; Drosophilidae. The record is from RefSeq and is a predicted model, not a curated record. The transcript has 4 exons.